Myotis davidii is the source of this 837-nucleotide messenger RNA. It is a transcript of the gene CRLS1, whose product is annotated as cardiolipin synthase 1. Gene Ontology annotation, biological process: cardiolipin biosynthetic process. Gene Ontology annotation, molecular function: CDP-diacylglycerol-glycerol-3-phosphate 3-phosphatidyltransferase activity; cardiolipin synthase activity. NCBI's taxonomy places the organism in Eukaryota, Metazoa, Chordata, Mammalia, Chiroptera, Vespertilionidae. The record is from RefSeq and is a predicted model, not a curated record. The transcript is spliced from 7 exons. The annotation marks the transcript as partial. Gene Ontology annotation, cellular component: mitochondrion; membrane.
CCAGCGAGUGCCGCCAACCUGUAUGAAAACCCAUGGACAAUACCAAAUAUGUUGUCAAUGACGAGAAUUGGCUUGGCUCCAGUUUUGGGCUAUUUGAUCAUUGAAGAAGAUUUUAAUGUGGCACUAGGAGUUUUUGCUUUAGCUGGGCUAACUGAUUUGUUGGAUGGAUUUAUUGCUCGAAACUGGGCCAGUCAAAAAUCAGCUUUGGGAAGUGCUCUUGAUCCACUUGCUGAUAAAAUACUUAUCAGUAUCUUAUAUGUUAGCUUGACCUAUGCAGAUCUUAUUCCAGUUCCACUUACUUAUAUGAUAAUUUCAAGAGAUAUAAUGUUGAUUGUUGCUGUUUUUUAUGUCAGAUAUCGAACUCUUCCAGAACCGCGAACACUUUCUAAGUAUUUCAAUCCUUGCUAUGCUACUGCUAGGUUAAAACCAACCUUCAUCAGCAAGGUAAACACAGCAGUCCAGUUAAUUUUGGUAGCAGCUUCUUUGGGAGCUCCGGUUUUCAAUUAUGCUCACGGCUUUUAUCUUCCGAUACUCUGGUGUUUUACAGCUUUCACCACAGUUGCAUCAGCUUACAGUUAUUAUCGUUAUGGUCGGAAAACUGUUCAGGUGAUCAAUGGCAGAUGAAGGUCAUCCGCCAUCAUUAGCAAGGAAGCAAUAUACAUCAUUGGCAGCAGGGCCAGUGGAAAUGUACAGGAAUCUCCCUACUUUGAAAAAGGACUUGUCAGAUCAAACCAUGUCAUCAGUAUUUAAUGUGCAUUGAAAAUAAGUUUGAUCAUGGGCAUAUGCAGAAUUUCCAAUGUAUUUUUAAAUACAAAUAAACUAUCAUUUAGAAUUUUU